This is a messenger RNA of Drosophila ananassae, 2286 nucleotides long. It is a transcript of the gene Hsp60B, whose product is annotated as 60 kDa heat shock protein homolog 1, mitochondrial. The transcript has a single exon. The coding region runs from base 218 to 2173 and encodes 651 amino acids. Gene Ontology annotation, biological process: mitochondrial unfolded protein response; apoptotic mitochondrial changes; protein import into mitochondrial intermembrane space. The record is from RefSeq and is a predicted model, not a curated record. Gene Ontology annotation, molecular function: ATP binding; protein-folding chaperone binding; ATP-dependent protein folding chaperone. Gene Ontology annotation, cellular component: mitochondrial matrix; mitochondrial inner membrane. Lineage: Eukaryota; Metazoa; Arthropoda; Insecta; Diptera; Drosophilidae.
CAUAGUUCCAAAACAUUCUAAAAAUCUUUUUUGAAGUGAAAGCAGGCUGCGUUGAAAACUUUCCCAAUUUAUCACAGCUACCAAAGGAAAUCGGCAUUGUUUGUAUCCAUCUAGCUGGAACAGUCGGGCUUGUCCAGAUAUAAUAUUUUUACUUUUUGAAUUUUGUUUUCGAGAAUUUUUCGUUUGAUUUUGUAAUACAAUUGCUGGCUCCACGAAAAUGUUUCGGUCUUGUGUACGCGAUGCCAUCCGAUCCAGCCGCUUCUUCACCAGGAUGUACUCCAAAGAGGUGCGUUUCGGACCCGAGGUGAGGGCAAUGAUGAUCCGGGGAGUGGACGUCCUGGCGGACGCAGUUGCCGUAACCAUGGGUCCCAAGGGACGCAGCGUCAUCGUAGAACGACCAUGGACCUCACCGAAAAUCACCAAGGACGGAUUCACGGUGGCCCGAUCGAUUGCCCUGAAGGAUCAGCACAUGAAUCUGGGUGCCAAACUCGUCCAGGAUGUGGCCGACAAUACGAACCAGGCGGCUGGAGAUGGCACUACCACAGCCACAGUCCUGGCUCGGGCCAUAGCCAAGGAGGGCUUCAAUCAGAUCACCAUGGGUGCCAAUCCCAACGAGAUCCGCCGGGGCGUCAUGAUGGCUGUGGACGUGGUCAAGGAGAUGCUAAAGGCAAUGUCCAAGUCUGUGGAAUCCAGCGAGGAAAUCCAGCAAGUGGCCACCAUAUCUGCUAACGGCGAUACUGACAUAGGUCGCCUCAUUGCCGAGGCCACCGAGAAAGUGGGCGCCAAGGGAACCAUCACCGUCAAGGACGGUAAGCGCCUGAAGGACGAACUGACCAUUAUCCAGGGCCUGCGCUUCGAUACUGGCUAUGUGUCGCCCUUUUUCGUGAACAGUACCAAGGGCUCCAAGGUGGAGUUCUCCAACGCCCUGGUCCUGAUUACCUUGAAGAAAAUCACGGCCUUGUCUCAAAUUGUCAAAGGACUGGAGCAGUCCCUGAGGGAGCGUCGUCCUUUGGUGAUCAUAGCCGAGGAUAUUAGCGGCGAGGCCUUGAAUGCCUUGGUACUGAACAAGCUGAGGAUGGGUCUCCAGGUUUGCGCCGUUAAGUCUCCCAGCUAUGGAGAGCACCGCAAAGAGCUCAUUGGUGACAUAUCCGCCGCCACCGGUGCCACGAUAUUCGGCGACGACAUCAACUAUUCCAAGAUAGAGAAUGCUAAAUUGCAAGACAUGGGCCAGGUGGGCGAGGCUGUGAUCACCAAGGACAGCACUAUGCUUCUGGAGGGAAAGCCCAAAACGGGUCAGCUGGAGCUGCGCAUCCAGCAGAUCCAGGACGAGCUUGCCGACAAGCAGACGAAGCCAGAGCAAAAGGAUCGUCUCCGGCAGCGACUCUCCGCCUUGACCAAAGGUGUGGCCGUGCUGCACAUUGGCGGCAUCAGCGAGGUGGAGGUCAGCGAGAAGAAGGAUCGAGUGGUCGAUGCCCUGCACGCCACCAGGGCGGCCAUCGAGGAGGGCAUUGUGCCCGGCGGUGGCACCGCCUUUCUGCGUUGCAUUCCCCACCUCGAGCGAAUGGAAGUGGAGAGCAAGGAUCUGAAGAAGGGUGUGGAGAUCAUCUGCAACGCCCUGCGAAUGCCCUGCCAGACGAUUGCCCAGAACGCUGGCGUGGAUGGAGCAAUGGUGGUGGCCAAGGUCAUGACCAAAUCCGGAGACUAUGGCUACGAUGCCAUGGGCGGUCAAUACGGGCGACUGAUCGAGAAGGGCAUCAUUGAUCCCACGAAGGUGGUGCGUACCGCCAUCUCUGAUGCCGCCGGAGUGGCCUCCCUGCUGAGCACCACCGAGGUGGUGAUAACUGACACCCGGAAUGAGGAUCUUCUAGCCAAGCUGGCCGGCAUGGGAGGCGGUGGCGGUAUGGAUGGACUCGACAUGAACAUGGGUGGCCUUGACGAACUGGCUGCCUUGGCGGGAAUGGGCGGAAUGGGAGGAAUGGGAGGUAUGGGUGGAAUGGGUGGUCUAGGCGGUCUCGGUGGCCUGGGCGACAUGGGCGAUAUGACAGGUCGCAUCAGCGCCUCUGUUCCCAAAGAAGACGAUGGACCCACUGCCGAGGAGAUGAACGAAAUGGUCAAGGCCAUUCCCGGAAUGGAGCAAGUGGAAGUCAAGGACAUUGACGCAGGACUUAUGUAGAGGAAUAAUAUUCCCAUUAUACUCUCAUUCAUCAUACAUUCCCGGUAACUUGACUUUGUGUUUUUUGUGUAACCAAAAUUGUUUUCGUUUUGAAUAAAUUGUUUUAAUAGUGA